Brenthis ino (lesser marbled fritillary) is the source of this 1392-nucleotide messenger RNA. The record is from the annotation of a GenBank genome assembly. Lineage: Eukaryota; Metazoa; Arthropoda; Insecta; Lepidoptera; Nymphalidae.
AUGUCAGCUGUGUCACUUGACACUUCAUUUUUCAGGUGGAGACGUCUUCUUGCUGCUUCAAUUAAACAUAGUAUAAAAAAUAUUAAAGAUCCAAUUUUAAUUAUAAAACGGGAAAUGAGUGCAAAUAUGAGUGAUAAAUUUAAGUUGCCUGCCCGCUAUGGUGCCGGCGAAAAAAGUGUUUGGGUGGAAUAUAUCCAGCUUGCGGCAGAAUAUAAACCAGCUGUCAAUCUCGGACAAGGCUUUCCUGACUAUCAUGCACCUGAUCAUGUUAGGAAAGCACUAUCUGAUAUUGCUAUUGGAGAAAACCCACUACUCAAUCAAUAUACAAGGGGAUUCGGUCAUCCUCGAUUGGUACAAAAUCUAGCCAAAGUAUACUCUCCAUUGAUUGGUAGAGAAUUAGACCCCUAUAAUGAAAUACUGGUGACAAAUGGUGCCUAUGAAGCACUGUUUUCUGCUAUUUUAGGCCACGUGGAUGAAGGCGAUGAAGUUAUUGUAAUAGAACCCUUCUUUGAUUGUUACGAGUUUAUGAUCAAGUCGGCUGGUGGCAUUCCCAAGUUUAUUGCUUUGGCUCCUAAAUCUUCCAAACCAGUAAUGACAUCAGCUGAUUGGGUCUUAGAUGAGAAGGAAUUAGCAUCCCUUUUCACAGAUCGUACAAAAAUGCUUAUUUUAAACACCCCCCACAACCCUCUGGGAAAGGUGUUUAAUAGACAAGAGUUAGAAGUAAUAGCUAAUCUAUGCAAGAAACACAAUGUCCUGUGUUUAUCUGACGAAGUGUAUGAGUGGAUGGUGUUUGAACCAAACAAACAUAUAAGGAUGGCGACCUUGCCGGGCAUGUGGGAGCGCACCAUCACGGUGGGGUCGGCGGGCAAGACGUUCUCGGUGACGGGCUGGAAGACGGGGUGGGCGUACGCGCCGGCGCCGCUGCUGCGCAACCUGCAGGUGGUGCACCAGAACUGCGUGUACACCUGCUGCACGCCCGUGCAGGAAGCUGUAGCCCGAUCUUUUGAGAUAGAGUUAGCUCGGAUCAAUUCGCCAGAGUGCUACUUUGUAUCACUUGCUAAGGAGUUGCUUUCUAAAAGGGACUAUCUGGUCAAAGUUCUCAGAGAUAACGGGUUCAAUCCCACGAUACCGGAUGGUGGCUACUUCAUCGUUGCUGAUUGGUCUCAACUUGCAAACAAAAUAGACCUUUCGUCGGAGCCAGAUAAGUACAAAGACUACAAGUUCACGAAGAAGUUCGCGAAGGAAGUCGGCGUGUUGACGAUACCGCCCACCGCCUUCUAUUCAGAGCAACACAAACAUCUCGGCGAGAACUUUGCUAGAUUCUGCUUUAUAAAGAAAGAUGAAAACUUAGCACUUACUGAAAAACUAAUCAAGGAAUGGAACGCGAAGAAG